GCAACAACAGAGAAGCUGCGCUAACAUCGAGGAGUGUUUAUCCCGCAAUGUCUGAGGUCUGUUCCACCAUACCACACAGUGAUGUUCGGUGAAGCCAUGAAUGAAGUUGAAGAGAAACAUCAGUAUCAGAAUCUUGUAACGCUAGAAAUGUCUUCUAGUAGUUUGCAGAAGAACAAGAUUUCCUCUCCAAAAAGGAAACAAAGAACUGAGACAGACGAGCCUUUCACCUGCUCUCACUGUGAGAAGAGUUUCAAAUACAAAUGUCUUCUUCAGAGACACGUGAGUGUUCACACUGGAGAGCGUCCAUACACGUGUCCUCAGUGUGGAAAAAGAUUUAAACACAAAUCAACGCUUAAAAAGCACAUGAGAAUUCACACUGAAGAAAGCCGACACGCAUGUCCUCAGUGUGGAAAGAAUUUUGUCUGCAAAUCAACACUUGAGGAGCACAUCAGAAUUCACACUGGAGAGUGUCCAUACACAUGUCCUCAGUGUGGAAAGAGUUUUGAAUGCAAAUCAACGCUUGAGGCGCACAUUAGAAUCCACACUGGAGAGAGUCAAUACAAGUGUCCUCAGUGUGAGAAGAGUUUUAAACACAGAUCAACGCUUAAAAAGCACAUCAGAAUUCACACUGGAGAUAGCCGACACACAUGUCCUCAGUGUGAAAAGAGUUUCACAAAGAAAUCAAUACUUGAGAAGCACAUUAGAAUUCACACUGAAGUGCAUCCAUACCCGUGUUCUCAGUGUGGAAAGAGUUUCAACCGCAAAACAAAGCUUGAGGACCACCUGAGAAUUCACACUGGAGAGCGUCCAUUCACAUGUCCUCAGUGUGGAAAGAGUUUUAAACAGAAAUCAAAUCUGGAAGUGCACAUCAGAAUUCACACUGGAGUGCGACCAUACACAUGUACUCAGUGUGGAACGAGUUUUACACAGAAAAAUUAUCUUAUGGUACACAUGAAAAUUCACACUGAAGAGGACAGAUAUCCGUGUCCUCACUGUGAAAAAAGUUUCACACAGAAACAGAAUCUUGAGGAGCACAUUAGAAUUCACACUGAAGAGCGGCCAUACACGUGUCAUCACUGUGGAAAGAGUUUUAAACAGCGAAAUUAUCUUAAGGUGCACAUUAGAAUUCACAGUGAAGAGCGACCUUACCCAUGUCUUGAGUGUGGAAAGAGAUUUAAAGAGAGAUUGAUGCAUGAGAACCACAUGAGAAUUCACAGUGAAGAGCGCCCAUAUGCGUGUCCUCAGUGUGGAAAGAGAUUCAGACAGAAAUCAACGAUUGAAGUCCACAUGAGAAUUCACACUGGAGAGCGCCGAUACACUUGUCUACAGUGUGGAAAGAGGUUUAGACAGAAAAAUCAGCUUAAUGUCCACAUGAUGAUUCACACUGGUGAGCGUCCAUACACAUGUCCUCAGUGUGGAAAGAGAUUCAGCCAAAAAACAAGGCUUAAGAGACACAUGAGAGUUCACACCGGAGAAAAACCCUUCACAUGUCAACAGUGUGGAAAGAGCUUCUCAAAUAAAUGUAACCUUAAGACACACAUGAUAAUUCACACUGGAGAAAAACCAUUCACGUGUCAUCUGUGCGGGACGAGUUUCAGCUUUAGACAUGUCCUUAGGCAGCACAUGAGGAUUCACACCGGAGAGAAACCGUACCCAUGUCAACAGUGUGGAAAGAGUUUUAGAUGUACAAGAAGCCGUAAUACACACAUGAGCACUCACACCGGAGAGAAACCGUUCACAUGUCUACAGUGUGGAAAGAGUUUUUCAAAUACAAGUGUCCUUAAAAAACACAUGAGCACUCACACCGGAGAGAAACCAUUUACAUGUCUAGAGUGUGGAAAGAGAUUUAGCAGAAUGUGUCUCCUUAAAAGACACAUGACAAUUCACACCGGAGUGAAACCUUUCAUGUGUCAACAGUGUGGAAACUCCUUUAGGAGAAUGAGUGACCUUAAUACACACAUGACAAAUCACACCGGAGAGAAACCGUUCACAUGUGAACAGUGUGGAAAGAGCUUUACAAAUACAAGUAUCCUUAAAAGACACAUGAGUAUUCACACCGAAGAGAAACCGUUCAAGUGUCAACAUUGUGGAAAGAGUUUUAUAGUCUCCCAAAACCUUACUACACAUAUGAGAAUUCACACCGGAGAGAAGCCGUUCAAGUGUCAACAGUGUGGAAAGAGUUUCAUAGACUCCCAAGGCCUCAAGAGACACAUGAGAAUUCACACUGGAGAGAAACCGUUUAAGUGUCAUCUGUGUGAAAAGUGUUUUUCAAGUAACAGAAACCUUAAUAGACACGUGAGAAUUCACACCGGAGAGAAACCGUUCACAUGUCAACAGUGUGGAAAGAGUUUUAUAGACCCCCAAAGACUUAAGACACACAUGAGAAUUCACACUGGAGAGAAACCGUUCAAGUGUCAUCUGUGUGAAAAGUGUUUUUCAACUAACAGAAACAUUAAUAGACACAUGAGAAUUCACACCGGAGAGAAACCGUUCACAUGUCAACAGUGUGGAAAGAGUUUUACAGACUCAAGGCACAUGAGGAUACAUAUGAGAAUUCACACUGGAGAGAAACUUCACGCAUGUCUUCAGUGUGGAAAGACUUUUACACAAAAAGGAAGCCUUCAGUCACACAUGAGAAGUCACACUGAAGAGAAACCUCACGCAUGUCUACAGUGUGGAAAGAGUUUUAUACAUACAGGAAACCUCAAGAGACAUAUGAGAAUUCACACUGGAGAGAAACCUUACGUAUGUCUACAGUGUGGAAAGAGUUUUACACAAACCGGAAGCCUUCAGACACACAUGAGAAUUCACACUGGAGAGAAACCUCACGCAUGUCUACAGUGUGGAAAGAGUUUUACACAAACAGGAAACCUUCAGUCACACAUGAGAACUCACACCGGAGAGAAACCUCACGCAUGUCUACAGUGUGGAAAGAGUUUUACACAAACAGGAAACCUUCAGUCACACAUGAGAAUUCACACCGGAGAGAAACCUCACGCAUGUCUACAGUGUGGAAAGAGUUUUACACAAACAGGAAACCUUCAGUCACACAUGAGAAUUCACACCGGAGAGAAACCUCACGCAUGUCUUCAGUGUGGAGAGAGUUUGACGUGUGAAGGUAAACUAAAGGGACACAUGGAAUUCACAGGAGAAACACCUUUCAUACAUCAUCAGUGUAAGCAGUCUUUUGCAUGCGUUUAAUACACAUUUGUAUUUAAAACUGUUAAGUUCUUUUUAAGUUCUGGUUGUUUUAAACCGUUUAGAUUCAAGUUUAAAUCAAACAGUAAUUCAGUCAUGAAUGUGCAUCCACUCUGUUCAACACACACAUCUAAAGAAAGCCCAUGGAACCAG
Triplophysa dalaica is the source of this 3351-nucleotide messenger RNA. RefSeq names its product zinc finger protein 91-like. The transcript is spliced from 5 exons. The record is from RefSeq and is a predicted model, not a curated record. The coding region runs from base 82 to 3201 and encodes 1039 amino acids. Lineage: Eukaryota; Metazoa; Chordata; Actinopteri; Cypriniformes; Nemacheilidae.